UUUCUAAGUGAAUAUUGUUGGUAACCCUGACGAGAUGGUACGAGUGGAUAUAAAUGGCGGUACGCAUGUGAAUGUUGGACGAAGUCUUACGUUCGUAAAUAAUGGCAGAUAUAACGGUCGUUGUUGCUGUCGUUGUUUUGGUUUUGGGGUUGAGCCUUAACUUUUCCCUUCAUAAACUAGAAGAAGGUCAUGUUGGAGUAUAUUACAGGGGAGGGGCACUGUUAAACAGUACAAGUCAACCAGGAUACCAUAUGAUGAUUCCUUUCAUCACAUCGUAUAGAUCAGUACAAGUCACACUUCAGACAGAUGAAGUAAAAAAUGUGCCCUGUGGAACAAGUGGAGGAGUCAUGAUUUACUUUGACCGCAUUGAAGUUGUGAACAUUCUUAGUGCAAAUAGUGUGUAUGAUAUUGUGAAGAACUAUACCGCAGAUUAUGACAAAACUUUAAUCUUCAACAAAGUUCAUCAUGAGCUGAACCAGUUUUGCAGUGUCCACAGUUUGCAAGAGGUUUAUAUAGAUUUAUUUGAUCAAAUUGAUGAAAACCUCAAAACUGCCCUGCAACGGGAAUUAAAUGAAAUGGCACAUGGGCUGUAUAUUCAGGCUGUUCGAGUCACCAAACCAAAAAUUCCUGAAACCAUAAGGAAGAACUAUGAAUUGAUGGAAGGUGAGAAAACAAAGUUGUUAAUUUCUAUCCAACACCAAAAGGUGGUUGAAAAAGAUGCUGAGACAGAACGUAAGAAAGCAGUUAUAGAGGCAGAGAAGGAAGCUGUGGUAGCAAAGAUUCAGUUUGAACAGAAGAUUAUGGAGAAAGAAUCUUUGCAAAGGAUGUCACAGAUUGAAGAUGAAAUUCAUUUGGCAAAACAAAAGAGUCAUUCAGAUGCUGAUUUCUACCAGACUCAAAAGCAAGCAGAAGCAAACAGUUUGCUUCUUACUAAAGAAUAUUUAGAAAUGAAGAAGUAUGAAGCUAUAGCUAAGAACAAUAAAAUCUACUAUGGAACUGAGAUCCCGACUAUGUUCAUAAGUGGUGGCUGUAAUGGUGGCUCAGACAGAGUCUCUGACAGUAUUGUGGAAUCUUUUGCUCAAGCCAAAAAGUUAGAAAAACAAUAAGUUAUUCACAGAAAUCUGUGAGGUGAAGGCACUUUGAAUUAUUACUUAUAUGAGGUUUAUAAUUAAAUGAUUCCAUUGCAAACCAUGUGUUACUAUGAAAAUGUUUCCGUAUGUGUUGAUAUGUAUAAUUUUUGUACUGAAAUAUUCCCAUUGCAAAAGGGAAUGAGUGUCUUUAUUUGAAAGUUCCACGAUUCUUAGCCUUUACAUGGAAGAAGUCUUAAAUAUUCUAAUGAAAACCUCAGGGAAGUUUCUUGUAUGUGCUGUUAUGGCACGAAAAGUCCCUUUUUUUUUUGCACACCCCAGGCUCUGCAUACACUGGCCAAUGAUGAUGGCAGGAUGUUCUGCCCCAAGCUGUAUCCACUACCAUACUCACAGUUUUUAAGUAUUAUAUUCCCCCAGUCAUAAGACAAUAUUGUUAAAAUCAGUUAUGCUAGAACAAGCCUUGGGAGUUUGCAGAGACUGCAAUUCAUCUGUAAUUCAAUGUCAUAAGCACUAUUGCAAAUAUUAUCUUUUAGUUCACUGGUGAAUAGUGAGAGGGGUAUGAUUAAAGGUAUGGUUUGUUAUAUUGAUUGCUCAUACCAUAAAGAAGUGCCAACAUUGUCAUGUUACUAAUGUUCUGUUGAUUUAUACGAUUCUGUAAUCCCAUUGAAUAGUACUGAGGUGUAGUGUGUUGCAUAAGUUUCAAUAUGCAUAUCAGUAAAUCUACAAAGGGAGAAGGCAGUAAAUCUGUUAAGAUGGACAACUAAUAGCAAUUAACAGUUCUAUAAAAAUGACUGAAAUGUUAGAAUUUAUGUUGGGUCUAGCCAAACAGAAGCGGUCUGUGUGCUAUUUCUGACAUGAGGUUGACUUGUAGACAAGAUAAUACAUAUAUUUAUUCCUUUGUAAGUUGCACUUCAUAAUUUUUAUUGCUGUGGAUAUGCAAUAUAACCAUUUGCCUGAGAAGCAGAGAAAACGAACACCAAACAUAGUCAUUGCAAAAUGUAAAUUUAUAUUUUUGUGUAACUGAUACAGUACAGUACAACCACAACAGUGGUUGUGAAGAGUAUAUCUUCAGGGUUGUAACACUGUGUAGUUAGUAAAUAUCCACAGACACUUUGGAGGAAUGUCAGUAAACUUUACUUUAGUACACAGCAUCACAAUCCAGAAGAUAAUGCUUUUGAUAUUAUGUAACUUGAUUCAUAUAUACAGAUCAGAUCAAUUGAAAUAUGUGUACUAGUCAUCACACCUUCAGUUAGAUUUACAGUCGACUGGAAUUUGAAAGGGUAAUUUGAUUACAUUAUGGUCCUUUCCAGUAAAUAAGUAAUACUUAUAGGUAACAUUGUGUAGCUGAGUUCUGAGAACAUUUUCCCUGAAGAAGUAAAGCAUUACAGGCUGCUUCAAACAAGGCUACACAUUGAAUAGCACAUAUCUUAGCAAAAGUCAGCUCUUAUUUAGGUAUUUAGUUUAGUUUUGUUGUCAUGAUUAUGAUGUGCAGUACUCUUUCUGUGUUUCCUGCAUAUUUUCAUCUAUGCUACUUUGAAAUUACAACUUGCGUUGAAGAAGCAGCCUGUGUAGUCUUUAUGUGGUUGCAGAUAUUGCCUGAAAAGGCCUGUUCUUUGAAAAUGUUUGAGUGAUGGCAUAUGCUUAUCUGUUAAAACUGGAUUUUUAUGCUGAAUUACACAAAGUGAGACAACUGAAGUGAUUGAUAAGUAAACACUAUUUGGGAUAUGCAGGUAUGUAUUUAUGUGAUAAUUAUUAUUGGCACAAAUAUAGGUAUAUUUUGUCACUACACAUUUUUGCUUUUAUAUUACAACUUUUAUGGACAUGUAAUAGCUAAGGUUGUCUUGGUUAUGACACUGUGUGAUCUAGGUGGUUACCUAUAUUUGAAAGAACCUGUUGCCUCAUAUUCACCUUAAAAUUGAAUGCAUCGGGUUCCUUUGAAACACUGGUAACCAUGUACAAGACCACAUGCUAUCAUAAUCCAGAAGAUCACAAUUUUUGUUUUAAAUUAGUAACUCCUUUUGGCAGUUGUUGAAUAAGUGACUUUCUAGAUUCUCAUAUGCUUAUUCAUUAUGAUGCUUUCAUCAUGAAGUUUAAAAAUGAAUAGAGCUGAUGAAAGGAUAUUCAUUGGACUCUACAAUAUGCUCCUCUAAGAGUAUAACGACUAAGACCUAUUAAAUGUUCACAAAAAUAUGAGAGAGCUUGAUUCCUUUUUCCAGAUAAAAACAUUUUGAUUUCAAUACUGCAGUUGUUCCACUUUGUGAAGUUCUAUUUGCCAUAAUUUGUGUUGUGUUAAGAGAUGUGGAUGUUCGUACUGUUCUUGCUGACACCUUUGUUAUGAGUCAGUAGUUUCGCAGUUCAAUGUGUUCAUGAAUAAAGAUGUAAGUUUUGUAUUUUCAA
This is a messenger RNA of Cryptotermes secundus, 3485 nucleotides long. Its product is annotated as erlin-1. Gene Ontology annotation, cellular component: endoplasmic reticulum; endoplasmic reticulum membrane. Gene Ontology annotation, molecular function: cholesterol binding; ubiquitin protein ligase binding. The record is from RefSeq and is a predicted model, not a curated record. Bases 102 to 1106 code for a protein of 334 amino acids. The transcript is spliced from 8 exons. Lineage: Eukaryota; Metazoa; Arthropoda; Insecta; Blattodea; Kalotermitidae. Gene Ontology annotation, biological process: SREBP signaling pathway.